AGAGCGAGGACCCGAGGCCUUACAACAGACCACCACAUCGCACCAACAAGAGGUCACACCAUGGCGAACUUCUCAGUAGAAUGGCUAUCUCAAAGUUUUUACCACACUUCAACGGACCAAGUGGACAUCGAAGAAGACACAACAUAUGACAGGACAAGUUCUCGCAUGCCUUGUGUAGUUGUUCCCCGGGCUCCAUCAACGUAUAAUCAAGAUACAGUUGAGCCAAAAGAACCUACUGAAGUGAUUCUUCAUGUCGACAUGAACGAGCUUGCUACUAAAGACGACUACACUCCAUCUUCUCCAAACAAUAGCUGUGGCUACACGACGGGCUCUGAGAGCGAGGUGGGGGACGAUAGCGAGGGCGAGUAUACACUACACCGCAGGAUGAGAACCAAGUUCACCUCUGAUCAGAUCUGCAGACUAGAACGAACCUUCAACAAACACAAAUAUCUCGGUACAACUCAGAGGAGAAAGAUUGCUGAGAAAAUGAAGCUCUCUGAAACUCAGGUGAAAACAUGGUUUCAAAACAGAAGGAUGAAGCUGAAACGCGAGGUCCAAGACCUGCGACCAGAAUUCUUUUCUCCUCCAGCAUCUCUGCUGCCACCACUGGUCUACGCCGCUCCGUCAUUUCAGCACCAAGCGCUUGGUGGACAGCUCUCCACCUUCGCCCAGAGAACACAAGCGCUCUGCCCGCAUCACAUUCAGAGAGUCCCUUUGCAACAGAUGAUUCAUGGAAAACCAAUUCACCCCAUGAUGUUGGCGCCCUGUUACUACUGAUUGGACAGCAAUCCUAAAGACUGAUUCUUAUAGUAUAACUUAUGUUUUAAUAGUGAACUUCUGUUUAAUUAUUUGACUCGCAACUGGUUGAUUCCAAUUGGGGAAUUUGUAUCUAGAAUCUAGAUCUGUCUCCAUCGUUGUCCUUUUGAGGCUAUUAUAGACAUUUUAAUUACUUGCAAAGUACUACGUGUUAUGUAUAUACAGAUAAAUAUAUGUAAACAUUUGGA
Salvelinus fontinalis (brook trout) is the source of this 1004-nucleotide messenger RNA. It is a transcript of the gene ventx, whose product is annotated as ventral expressed homeobox. The record is from RefSeq and is a predicted model, not a curated record. Gene Ontology annotation, molecular function: DNA-binding transcription factor activity, RNA polymerase II-specific; RNA polymerase II cis-regulatory region sequence-specific DNA binding. Lineage: Eukaryota; Metazoa; Chordata; Actinopteri; Salmoniformes; Salmonidae. Gene Ontology annotation, biological process: regulation of transcription by RNA polymerase II. The transcript is spliced from 3 exons. The coding region runs from base 61 to 777 and encodes 238 amino acids.